Ceratosolen solmsi marchali is the source of this 2084-nucleotide messenger RNA. Its product is annotated as GATA zinc finger domain-containing protein 8-like. The record is from RefSeq and is a predicted model, not a curated record. The transcript has 2 exons. Lineage: Eukaryota; Metazoa; Arthropoda; Insecta; Hymenoptera; Agaonidae. Bases 112 to 1866 code for a protein of 584 amino acids.
UGUAAGCAGUAUGCGGAUGGUUUAUGUAUGGAAUUUGAGUGUAUUGUGUAACAUGUAAUAUUCUUUGUCCAUAACCUCAAGACUGCGGUAUUCAACUGUAAGGGCGUUAAGAUGAAUAAAAAAUAUAAACAAUCAAAAAAAUCUUUAAAAAAUUCGCCAAUAUUGUUCGAGGAUGAUGAGAUCGGUACAUCGUCGUCGGACGAAGUCAAAGUAAUUAAAUUAGCAGCGACGCCUCGCUCUAAAUCGUAUGUGGACCACAGUACUCCGAUUAAAAACCGAUGUAAUAUAGAUUGCGGCGAUUCCCCAGAUAUGAAUUAUAACGAAAGUCCGCUAGAGCCAUUAACGCAACAUCCGCCAAAUGAAGUUGGAUGGGAUUAUCAAAGAAUUAUUAAAAAGGAUGAAGGUGCCAAAUCUCCAAUAUCAAUGGAAAUAAGUAGGACACCCAAGCGAAGUGUUCUAUUGCCUAAAAAAAGAAAUUCCAAUUCGCCUUUACUUUAUAAGCCACUGAAAAAGAAACUCAUACAAGAAGAGCAACAAGAACACAUGGCAGGAUUUAUGGCAGAACUCAAGGCAAUAGAAAUGAAAGCGAAACAAAUUGGAGAAAAAAACACAGAGGUCGUUUCAAACGCCAAAGAUGAAACCGAGAGCCGAUUGAUUGUUGAGCUAGAUAGCCAACCUACAGAUUGUUCCGAUAUUAAGCUGCAGGUAUCAGCUAUUCAAAAUGAGUCCUCGAUAGAAGAUACGAUGGAUAUAAAAAAGAGCUAUAAUGCAUUAUUGGAUGAUUCGAUAGAAGACAUAAUGGUUCUUUGUAGUCAAGAGGUAGAGGCAAAAGAGUAUGGUAAUACAAAGAUGCAAUAUAAUAAUAGUUCGCAAGAGAAAAGUAUGUCUCCAGAUGCAAGUUUGGAAAAAACGUGCAUAACAUUAUUUAAAGAAAAUCAACGAUCAUUAAAUAAUAACGAAAGACUUAUCGGUGACAAAAACUCACCUACAAAUAAAAAAGAAUCCGGUUCUCUCGAGAUUCCCGAUGAUUCUUUCGAUGAAUUUUUUGUCGGUAUUGACGAUAAAGAUAUUGGCAAAAGUAAUCAAGUUCCUAUUGAUAAUUCGUGUAAAUCGGUUGGCCAGAAUAGUAAAACUAAUGGAAACAAUAAAUCAGUAGGAGCGAGCACGUUGAAUUCACAAAAAAAUUCAAGUCAAAAUAAAUUCUUUCAAUCUAAAAACUCAACUUACAUUGCACUGCCAAAAGGUAGUUCCGCAACUAAUAAUUAUACAAACAAUUUUCAAACUUCGAAUGCCUCUGUUCAAAAUAAAGUCAUCAAUACAAAAGCCAGCUUUGGAUACUUGAAUAAGAACUAUGUAAGGAACAAUAAUAGUUCGGGUUACGAGUCGCAAACCCAAAACAGCGAUAGUAAUAGUAGUAUUAGCACCAAAAGUAGCAAUACAAGAUUAUUUAAGGCUAAAAGUUAUUCGGAUUCAAAUUUCUUACAUCAAAAUAAUUCAAAUAAUAAUAUUGGCAAUAAUUACAAGAGUAAUUCUAAUUUUAAUCUAAAUUCGGCGCAACAAGAAAAGGAACAGAUUAAGAGUUCUGUUAGUCAAAAUGUAAAAUCAAAUUACUAUGAUUCAAAUUAUACGUUGCAAGGUAAAAGUUGGCGUAGAAUACAGUCUAGUUCAUCUAUUGAUAAAUCGAUUAUUGACCAGCAAUCAAAUGUACAUAGAAUAAGUAAUUGUGACAGAUCGCAAUUACUUUCUACAGCUGCCGAUAUAGAAAGAAAGCGUCAAGAAGCAAUAAUGAAGAGAGAAGCAAAAUUAAAAAUAAAAUUUGAUCAUAUGUCGUUAAAAAGAUCGAUACAACGUCCAAUAAAAAGAUAAGGUGAAAGUAUGUAGAAAACGUCGGUAAGAAUUAAGCUUUUGUGAUAGUGAUUCAUGUAAGAACUGUAUUAUUUGUAAAUGUCGAUGUUAUAAAGUAAAUUAAGAAACAAACUGACAAAAACACCAAUGAUGUCCUUAUGUGUCUACUUUUAGUAGGACUUGUAAUAUAUAUUUAUUAUUUGUAAGUUUAGAGAAAUCGAUAAGCUUAUUAAUAAAAC